Molecule: messenger RNA, 783 nt
Organism: Mangifera indica (mango)
Lineage: Eukaryota; Viridiplantae; Streptophyta; Magnoliopsida; Sapindales; Anacardiaceae
Exons: 2
Coding region: 1-783 (260 amino acids)
Molecular function (GO): zinc ion binding
Source: RefSeq, a predicted model, not a curated record
AUGAUUAAAAUUGAAAACCCCACUGCAGCUGCUUAUUUGGAAGGGAUUGACUACACACGGUGGGCUCGUGCUCACUUUCCUGGCAUUCGAUAUAACAUAAUGACCACAAAUAUUGCUGAAUCAUUUAAUGCUUUGGCACGGCAUGCACGUAAACUUCCAGUGGUUAUGCUUAUUGAAUUUCUACGUUCGACAUUACAAAAAUGGUUUUAUACUCGUCGCAAUAUAGCAGAUACUUGCACUCAUCCUCUGACUCCAUGGGCUGAAGAAAAGUUAGCCAAUCAUAUUCAUAAAUCAGCUAAUAUGAUUGUCAAACCAAUAACCGUCGAUAGAUACGAAGUGUAUAGCAGUGGUAGAUCUGUCGCUAUCGUGAAUCUUGCAACAAAAGAAUGCAGCUGCAAAAAAUUUCAGCUUUCACAAAUCGCAUGCGUACAUGUUGCGGCAAUUGCCAGAUUUCAAAACCUCUCCAAUUGUUAUCCUUGGGUAAAUAAAUAUUACUCAACUGAAUAUUGGAAAGCUGUCUAUCGGGAGGCUGUUGAACCUUUGGGAGAUCCUUCCGAAUGGGUACAACCUGAAGAUAUCCGUAUUGUUAAUCCACCACAAAUGCAACAACGACGUUCCGGUCGUCCUUCAGAACGUAAUAGAAGACCAUCAGAAGGAGAAGAAAUAUGUCAAAUUGAAUGUAGCAGAUGUCAUCAGAAAGGGCACACGCGUUUAGUUUGUAAAAAUCCCUUAUCGGCAGCUACAACAUCUUCAUCAGGUCUAGGUUUAUCAGAAAGAAUAUAA